CCGGCGCUGACGCCACUUCCGCCGCGGACGCGCAGGAUCCACGUAGCGAAGUCGCCGCGGCCUGCGCGGCUCUCCCCAUCGCGAGGGCUCCAGAUCUUAAUCUUCUGUGUCGAGCAUGCUCUUCAAUGGGACAAGAAAGAAUAACAACAUCCGACUUCAGUAAAUCCACGUAAUUGAAACAAAUGUUUUUGGCAAUUCGAAGUACAGCGAAAUAUAUCUGGAACGAGUGCUUCCGAUGGCCGAGGUUGGCUCCAGUGGCCUCGCGGAUCACGAUGUCGGCACGAAGGCCGGAGAGAAGACGACUCCAGACGGGCAGGAUGGCGCUGCCUCAGCCUCCUCGUUACCCUGCGCCGCUGACACAAAUGGAUAUCGUACAGAGGACAUUGAAAUGACCCAAGCUACUGAUGGAAAGGCAGAGGAUUAUGUCGGUCAUGUUCAUCACACAAGUGAGGCUUUCCAGUCACUCAGGCAAAGCCUUCUACUCCAAGAAACUAUCUUCACACAAGAGAUGCCCAUUGGUAAAGAUCAAAACGAAGGACAGAUCAAGGCCAAAGCACAGAAACAGCUGGAAGAACAGUUACAUCAGUAUCGCGUAAAACAGCGUACUGGUCGGUUGACAAAGACUUCACCAAAACAACGACAAAUCAGUACACUUGAUCCAGACUUGAUGUUUAACCCAGAUUCACUGCCCCGAGUACAAACCGUUACCAUGACGAAGGAAUAUUCAUACAUUCGAACAACAGUACCACGUGGGCCCAAGGUUGGCAGCCUGGGUAUUCCAAUGAAUACCACUGAUAUGAAAGUGAAAAAAAAUAAAGUGCACUCUCUGUCUGAUUACAAAUCGGUGGCAGACAACAACGAAUAUGACUUAAAGGAUGUUGGAAAUAGCUAUAAUGCAUCAUUUGGUUCAGGAACUAUGAAUUCGUCAACCUCCGCUAUAUCCCUUGUUACAAACACACCUGCGACUGAGCUUAAUUACAACUUAGAAGUGAGGUCACCAGACGGCAAUGCUACCACAGAGGUAAAUAGAGUCGGCGUUGAAGAUCACGCGAUCACUGAACAUAGAACCCCAGAACAUCAGAGAUCGGAGACUGUGAAGACGGAAGAGAGAGAAGGUCCGAGUGUCGGUCAUGAGAUGGACUUGGGGCAAUAUGCCACCCUCCAUGACGUACUGACCUCCGCUGCAGAACAUCUGAUGGAGAUGAAGUUGGAUGACAGCGAGCACAAUGAUACAGAACAGCUGAGUCUCAGCGCUUCCAGCAGUGUUACUAAUCUUACAGUGGAAAAUGACGAGGUGUCCGAAAUUUUGCGAGAGAAGACCCAAUUGGAAGGCCAACUUGAGGCACUGGCUUCCGAAGCCAAACAGGCCAUGAAGGAGAAGACGGAGGUGCAGGCCACACUGGCGGCCUUGGAGGCAGAGCGCAGAGCGGAGCAAGCGCAGGCCGCCUUGGGGGAGUCCAAGUGCAGUGAAAUGGGCCAAGAGGUCCUCACCCUGAAACAGAAGUGCCUCGGUCUGGAGCAGGCCAUGCUGUGUAUGCAAACCAACCUUGAGCUCAAAAACAGCGGCCUCAAGAACUUGAGCAACGAUCUCGGUGCCGCGGAGCAACAGUAUCAGCGUCUCCUGGGACGUUUAGAAGACCUGCAGAAGACUGUUGCUGACAAAGACAAUUCGGUUCACAUGCUGCGGCAGAACAUGUCUUCCAUGCAGCGGCAGCUGCAGCAGGUGCAGGUGGAGCGCUCUGCGCUUGCUUCACAGCUCACCGUCAGUCAGGGGGAGAUCGCAACGCUCAUGCAGGCGCGCGACUGGUACCAGCAGCAGUUGUCGCUUGCCCAGAAAUCACGGGUGCAGCUGCAAAGUGAGCUUAUCAGCAUCCAGGCUGGGAAUGCCAAUCAGACGGGACUCAUGGAACAACUGAAAUUGGAAAACCUGGCCUUGGCCCAGCAGCUGUCAGAUUCACAGCAAAAAUCUCUGAAAGAAAAAGAACAGAUUGCAUUGCAUCUUCAAACGAUCGAGGCUGACUUGUUGGACCAAGAGAAGACGGUGCAGCACAUUGAACAGGCCAAGGCUCUGGUGGAGCAAGACCUCGCACAGCGGGUGGAGAAAUUCGAAGAUGAGCGCUUGCAGCUGAUAAAAAUGGCUGACUGUUCAACUCACUUACAGAAGGAGAUGGACAAGAUGCGGCUGACCGUGCAUCAGAAGGAUCUACAGCUGCAGGCCCUGGAGCAAGAGCAUGUGAGCAUCAUGGAGCAACUGUCGAGCAGCCAGGAGGCCCUGCAUGCCAAGGAGCAUGCCAUGCACAUUCUACAGGCUCAAUAUGACCUGCUCGGCUCCCAGCUCGUCGACCUGCAGGCAGAAAUGAACGUCAAGGACGACAGCAUCGAGUUCCUUCAAAACACGAAGCUGGUGCUCGAGGUGGAGCUGCAGGCGGCGCGUGCGGAACAUCAAGCGGUAGGUGAAGGACUGGGACAGCUGGAAGAUUGCGCCAACACAACAACACAAGAUCUGCAAGAGCUGAGACAACAGCUGACGGUCAAGGGAGCGCAGAUUGAAACAAUUCAGGAAGAAAAUAAAAAACUUUUGAAGCAGGUUCACAAGGUGAAAGACCAGUUAACGCAACAAAAGGUGAUGGUUGAAGCUUACAGGCGAGAUGCCACUGCCAAGGAGCAGCUGUUGAAGGAGCUGAAAACGGCAAAACACAAGCUGGACGUGGAAGUGAGAGGUCUACGUGGGGAGCUGCUGAGCUUCAAAGCUGAGCGCGAAACCUGGGUGAAGGAGCAAGAUCAUCUGAAUAAUGAGCUGAGGCAGCUGAGGGAACAUCUGACUGCCAUGGAAGAUGAGGUUCUGCGAGCAAGUAGAGAGAGAUCUCGCGUUGAGGGGCAACUGCAGUCACUACAGUCAGAGAUAUCAUCAAUGUCAUCCACGAGUCAGGAGAAUGAGGAGUUGAAGACGCAGCUGGAUCAACUGCAACGAGAGGCUAGAAAAGCCAUAACAGAGCAAAAGAACUGCAUGAAGAAGAUUGGAACGGAUUUGAGUUCCGCACAGAAAGACUUGAAGCUUAAGCACAAGGCGUAUGAACAUGCCGUGAGCAUAUUGAGCAGAAAACUGCAGGAGGCACUUUCUGCGAAAGAGACUGCCGAAUUAGAGCUCAACAAGUUACAGGCAAACGUUGCAGCCUCCAACACGCAUCCUACUGCAGAACAUGUGGAGUCCCUUAAGUCGGAGCUGUGUGCUGUCGUGGAAAGGAAAGACAUGCUUGAGAAGGAACUCCAAGAAGUGAUUGCAUCAACAAGCCGGGACUUAGCAGAGAGCCGUACCAAGAUGUUAGACAUGGAAGGAGAGCUGGAGAAGCUUCACGGCGCCAACAGGCGCGUCCGCAGCCUGGAGCAGCUGAAUCGGCGGCUGGCGCUCGAGCUGGAGCACGAGCGGGGGCGUCUGGCGGGGACGAUGCGCUCGCACGUGGCUCUCAAGGAGCAUGCUGCCAUGCUGCAGGCGGCAGUGGCUACCCGCGAGGCCCACCUGCGUCAGCUCAGCCUGCAGGUUCAAGCUGUACUGAGGCAGAAGGAAGAGGAAGACUGUCGCAUGAAGCAGAUCGUGCAGUCUCUGCAGACCUCGUUGGACAAGGAGCAAGAAAAUGUGGCCGACUUAAAACAUCUGGUGUCCUCCACAAAGUGCGAGGCAGCGGACAAUCGCCGCCACUUCAAAGCAGCUUCCUUGGAAUUGGCAGAGCUUAAAAAAGAGCUUUCCACUAAGCAAGGGAUGAUGAGCAAUAUGCAGGAAGAAUUGGAGGAAUUAAGGCUAAAAGAGGCAUCUCGCGAACGGGAGGUGACGGAGCUGCUGCAGGAGUUGGCGGAAGUUCGCACGGAAGUGAAGACGCUGCAGAUUCGACUGUGCGACGAGACUCGCCAGCUUCCCGACACUCAAACGCUGGAGGACGUGAAGUGGCAGUGCGAGCAGAAGGACGUCGAGAUUCAGACGCUGAGGCAGCAGCUCUCCGGAGCGGAACACAGGAGUCGCAUGGAAACGGAGAGUGCCCAGGCGGCUACACAAGAAGCGAGGUCAGAAACGGAGCUCCUGCGAGAAGCGCUCGCUCAGACUCGCAAGGAGAAGUUUGUAGCGGCAGCGCGUGUGAGGCAGCUGCAGAGCAGCAUGAAGGUGGUGCUGCAGCAGAACGAGCAGCUCAAAUUGGACCUGCAGCAGAUGCAACAGCCCCUGUCGUUGAGCAGGGCUGCGGGUGUGGCGAGCACAUUGCCUGGUUCUGGCAAGAGCUUGCACAUCCCACAAUGCCCUGUUCCGGCUGCGCUCCUGGAGGAGUUGCUGAGGCCCCCAAAUCCGGCCCCAGCUCAGCCCUUGGCCAACCUGCAGAACUGCCUGCAAAAGCUGAGGUUUGAGAUGGAAACGCUGCAGCAGCAGAUGGAGGAGCACACGGUGGCUGUGCACGAGUCGGUGUCGUCAUGGACAGAGCUGGAGGGACAGCUGAAAGAUCUGAACACGGCCGAUGGGUCCGCACCAGCGCUUGUAGAAUAGCAGAGCGUGGACUGAGGGUGCCCAUACAUUAAUUCAACAUAUUUAGUUUAAACCGUUGGAAAAUAUAUUUAAUUAAGUGAACUUUAUUAUUUUUUCUUCUGCAGAUGGUUCUGUAACAAGAAAUUAGUAUCACAAAUAAUAACCGUAUUCUGCUCCAAACCUUGCCAAAUGCACGAACAUUUACAACGACACAGCAGGAAUGAUUGGCUGCAGAAUCUGAACAACAUCCUGGUCGCACAAUUGACUGUUUAAAACCAUCAGCAUUUUUGGGUAACACAUAUACGCAUACUUGUAUAAAUCUGAUUCACGGAUGGGGAGUACAGUCGAUGUGUGGGGUGGUUGUGAGAUAUAUAUCAUGUUCCCUGCCACUGAAUACAUUUGUAGGGUGUUUUUUUAAUGGAACACUACACUGCAUGCUGGAAUAAAAUAGAUUUUUUCUUUUAAAUAAUCAAAUGUUAAGGUUGGAAAAUCAACAAUUGUGGUGUAUUGAAAUGAACUUUCAACACAUUUAUGAGCAACCAAAUGUUUUCUAUAUUCAGGUUUGGUGCAAUGCAGGCAUUUUGGGUUUCCCCAUUACUUUUGGCAUUGUCUUGAUAUUUAAUAAAACCACAAUAUCCCCGGUGCUGUGUAGAGUUUGAUUUUCAAAGGCGCAAGUGUUGGGCAUUCAGUGUCAAUCACCUGUACAUUAUCUGAUC
Lethenteron reissneri (Far Eastern brook lamprey) is the source of this 5220-nucleotide messenger RNA. RefSeq names its product golgin subfamily A member 3-like. NCBI's taxonomy places the organism in Eukaryota, Metazoa, Chordata, Hyperoartia, Petromyzontiformes, Petromyzontidae. The record is from RefSeq and is a predicted model, not a curated record.